AUGAAUAUUAGAAAACUUCGAACACAAAUUACUCCACAAAACAAUGAUGCUCGAAAUGAACGUUUACGUUCAAAAGAUCGUCAAUUAAUAAUAAUGCUUCUUAUUCAAGUUCUUAUUACAAUUCUUUGUACAUUACCAUUUUCAGUUGUUAAUAUAACAUCAAUGAUUUUUCAAUAUUUAAUAACAUUAUUUGAUUAUGGUGAUGCACUAAAUACAUUUUAUAAUAAUAUAGGUCGUUUAAUAAAUUAUUUUAAUCCAGUUGUUGGAUUUUAUAUAUACGAGGGCCGUUCAAAAAGUAUCGGGACUGGUUUUAUUAUAAAACAAUAA
Rotaria sp. Silwood1 is the source of this 327-nucleotide messenger RNA. Lineage: Eukaryota; Metazoa; Rotifera; Eurotatoria; Philodinida; Philodinidae. The record is from the annotation of a GenBank genome assembly.